Messenger RNA from Leptidea sinapis, 3083 nucleotides. Its product is annotated as neural cell adhesion molecule 2-like. The transcript has 15 exons. Bases 146 to 2938 code for a protein of 930 amino acids. Gene Ontology annotation, molecular function: protein binding. The record is from RefSeq and is a predicted model, not a curated record. Lineage: Eukaryota; Metazoa; Arthropoda; Insecta; Lepidoptera; Pieridae.
GACGUCGACACUCGCCUCAUUGCAGCCAAACGCGCCAAUUGACGCGCCGUGUCCGUUCGAGUGAUGCCUAACACGGAUCGUGAUAUAUUUCGCAAAUAAUGUGCGCGUUCUCACUCGAGACAAUUGUUGAGCGGAAUAGUGAAAGAUGAUACUAAUUAUUGUUUUAGUUUAUUUUAUAAUAGCGGGAAACAAUUGUGUUCUUUCGCAAGAUGUCGUUACAGUGGAAGCUGUAGUGGGGCAAAGCGCUGAGCUGCCCUGCAACGUAACCUCGGAAAAAGAGGAUGACAAACUCAACAUAUUGGCCUGGUAUAAGAAUGGUUCUUCUACAGCAUUUUACAGCAGCCGCGAUCUCCGUGGAGGUUCAGGCAACGUGAUGUCCCCGAGCAAGAGGUACCGCUUGCUGGCCUCGGAGGAAGAUGAUGUUGACAAUUUAGAAAUACUCAACAUACGCCCUUCGGAUGCUGACCUGUACCACUGCAAUGUGGACUUCGCGGCAAGUCCUGCGAGGAAGACAUUUGUGCGACUUAUAGUUAUAGAACCUCCUCAGAAGCUGUGGGUGAUACAUGAGAAUGGAACUCGUGUCGCUACUGCCACUGCGGGUUCGAACACAAGCAGGAACAUCGGACCUUACUACGUAGGCGAUACUCUUCAUCUUUGCUGCGUAGCGUUUGGAGGAAAACCGCAGCCUACACUAGAGUGGUGGUCAGAACAGCGAAUGCUGAACAACGAAACCACUCCACUCUCGGAGCAGCGAAUUCGAGGAGACCUGAGUUUUGGACCCCUAGUCCGAGAGCACCAUGGACAGGUCUUCACCUGUGUAACGAGCAACAAUGAGAAUACAUCACCCCUCACCAUUGAUAUUUCAAUUGAUAUGUACUUACCUCCAGAGCUGGUGUCAAUCCGUGUAGCUGGCGAGACUGGUGAGUCGGUGUUCAGCGGCCGAGUGCACUGCAACGAUAUGCUGACGCUGCAGUGUCGAGUGUUUGGCGCCAGACCCUUGCCAACUGUGAUCUGGCGAUUGGAUGACUCGCAUCUUAUGAGCCUUCAUCAGAAUAUUACAAUGGAGCCGUCUCAGCAGCUGAUGAUAAGCGAGGUUCAGCUCAGCAUCAGCCACGAGUAUGACGAGUCCCGCAUCACCUGCUGCGUGCCGUCCUAUCGCCGCGGCCGAGACUCCGAAGAGUUCGUGUGCACAGCCGCGCAAUACCUCACUGUACUGUAUGCUCCAAUACUGAACAUAGAAGCGGAGGGCGGCAUAGAAAACGAAACACUAACAAUCGUUAAGGGCUGCGAUGUCUCCCUCAACUGUACGUUUCAAGCGAAUCCAAAUAUUUACCAACUCAUUUGGUUUCACGAGGAUGAUAUACUGGAGCAGAAAACGGAGGAAAAGGUGUCGUUGCAUCCGAUAUUGGAACUGAGGUCUGUUUCUGAGAAUGAUUCCGGAGAGUACGUCUGCGCCGCCACCAACGAUGAAGGUUCUUCAUACAGUGAGCCGGUGUUCCUAGAUGUUGUUUUUCCACCAUACUGCGAAGACGAAAUCAUAAUCGAGUACGGUGUGACCGCAGAAGAUUACGUGAACUUGACGUGCAAAGUGAGAGCCCGUCCGGCACCGUACGGAUAUCGUUGGCUAAUCAUCAGUGAGCUGGAAGGAGGCGUGCUGCACGCCAACCGCUCCCAGACUGUGGAGACUCUAGAACCCACGCUGCUCUACCAGAGACCCAAUGAUACAACAGCGUUGGUAUACUGUUGGGGACUCAACUCAGUGAAAAGUAAAACAUUGCCGCAAACACGAUGCCAGUUCAUGGUGACGGAUGAGACAGCUCCGCAGGCGCCCUCCUCCUGCGUCGCUGUGAGGACUGUGAUGAAGGACAUAACUGUCACCUGUACGCCGGGCCACGAUGGUGGACUGCCUCAGAAGUUUAAGUUUACUGCUCAUUCGUUGGACUCAGACGAACAAAUAGUAUCCAUAACAAGCCAAGAGCCAACGUUCAUGAUCCAGGAGCCGAAACAAGAAAAUUAUAAAUUUGUUAUUGUAGCGUUUAACGAUAAAGGAGAAAGUAAAAGCUUAGAGCUUGAAAAGAAAUACAUUGUCGAAGAAAGAAAAGAUCCUGAACACACAAUAAGCGCGGUGACGAAUAUAACAACGCUCGCGCUCGCCUUGUGUGGGGGCGUGGCCUUACUGGCGCUCGCGGCGUGCGGGCUCGUUCUGUGCGCACACGAACGAGCAGAACGACACGACCUGCCGCAUGAUAAGCGUGAACCACCCUUGUGUGCUUAUAAUACGGACGAAUCAAAUUGCGAGACCUACAAUGACAGCGAAGACGGCAGCGAAUAUAACAUGCGAAGAUCGGAAACAUUCCGUAAGGCGGUCGUUAAAAGUCCGCCAAAAAACUACGACGUAAACAGAACAAGUUCGUUUCAUUCUGCUAGAUACAUGCAGGACGUUGAACCCGACACACGUGCGGAGCCGCGGCGGACUAGCUGUCGCGUUCACUCGCUGCAGAACAUCAGUCGCAAGAGAGAGACGGAUGUAUUCAGCGACAACCUCGUCAUGCACUUACCGCCCGAAACAAACUAUAAAUUACCUCCUCCGAUGAAUACAUUCUACACGAUGCCAAGAAAAGUUAAAAAUAAGUCACAAAGGGAUAUAAGUGAUGAAACGUCCGAAAUCACUCAGGCAUCAGACGGCUUCUCUCUCCCCCCUCCACCAGACGAAUACGGAUCCUAUCGCGCAGCUUCCAGAAUAAAAGACAUACCAAUAAAGUCAACACCUACCUACACUACAAUUAUCAAGCCGAAUGCAGGAACAGUGAACAGAUACGGUAGAGUUGUGUCUCCGAUUAACACAGUGGGUAUACCGAGUGCUAACUAUCCGGGCCUCUACUCAUAUCAAGACGAUGGUCACCAGGUGAAGACAAAUCCAUUUGACGAUGAAACUUAAGUGUUACUAUAAGACUUAAUUAAUUGAGAUAUUUAUAUUUCAUUGCUGCCAGGAACAAUACCUCGAAUAUCAUAUGGUAACAUUUAUUUAACUUUUCUCUAUUUUGGGUUGCAUAAAGAAAAUUAAAGAAAAAGAAUUUGUGAAA